Molecule: messenger RNA, 2431 nt
Organism: Mytilus californianus (California mussel)
Lineage: Eukaryota; Metazoa; Mollusca; Bivalvia; Mytilida; Mytilidae
Product: retinal dehydrogenase 2-like
Exons: 16
Coding region: 271-1755 (494 amino acids)
Molecular function (GO): aldehyde dehydrogenase (NAD+) activity
Source: RefSeq, a predicted model, not a curated record
GCACUUGGAGUCUUAUUCGGUAAUUGUUUAAAGUGAAACAGGAAAUAUUUAGUUCCUUUACGUGUCUUUCAGCAGAAUUUACAUUUCUUGUACCAUAGGUGGAUGAUUGAGUUAAAGUUAAAAGGCAAAGCCUAUAACCAAAGUAAAGUAGUUUACCUUCUCCACAAAUACAUCGAAACGAUUAAAUAUCAGAAGAAAUUGGAGGAACUCUCUGCAAAACAAUCUUUAAUUUACAGCUGUAACAGUUGGUUAUAGAAUAAAGUCUGGAAGAUGGGAUUACCAAAACCACAAGCAAAACCUGAAAUAAAGUGUACCAAGAUCUUUAUCAACAAUGAAUGGGUGAAUUCUACAAGUGGGAAAACAUUUCCAGUAGUUAAUCCAUCAACUGGAGAAAAGAUUGUUGAUAUACAAGAGGGAGACAAGGCCGAUAUUGAUAAAGCUGUUAAAGCAGCACAAGCAGCGUUCCAACCAGAUUCAGCAUGGCGGACAAUGGACGCAAGUACACGCGGAGAACUGUUACAAAAACUGGCGGAUCUUAUUGAGAGAGAUGCUGUUUAUAUGGCUAGUUUAGAAACGCUAGAUAAUGGAAAGCCGUUUAAAGAUUCAUAUGGCAUUGAUAUCCCUUACACGAUCAAAUGUUUACGAUAUUUUGCUGGAUGGUCUGACAAGAUACAAGGGAAGACGAUACCCAUUGAUGGAAACUUUUUCUGCUACACUCGUCACGAACCAGUUGGAAUAUGUGGACAAAUUAUUCCAUGGAACUUUCCAUUACUAAUGAUGGCCUGGAAAAUUGGACCGGCUCUUUGCUGCGGAAACGUUGUGGUGUUAAAGCCAGCCGAGCAAACACCAUUAACAGCCCUUUAUACAGCACAAUUGGCUAAGGAGGCUGGUUUUCCACCUGGAGUUUUGAAUGUGAUUCCUGGAUAUGGACCAACCGCUGGAUCAGCAAUUUCUCACCAUCCUGAUAUUGACAAGGUCGCAUUUACAGGAUCGACUGAAGUCGGUCAACUUGUGAUGGAAGCUGCUGCAAAGACCAACCUUAAGCGCGUCACAUUAGAACUUGGUGGUAAAAGUCCGAACGUUGUGUUCGCUGAUGCUGACUUGGAUUUAGCAGCAGAUAUGUCUCACUUCGGAUUAUUUUUUAACAUGGGACAAUGUUGUUGUGCUGGAUCAAGAACCUAUGUACAGGAAGAAAUUUACGAAGAAUUUAAGAAAAAAUUAGUGGACAGAGCAAAGAAAAGGCCUGUUGGGAAUCCCUUUGAUGAAAAACACGACUCCGGGCCACAGGUUGACAAAGAUCAGUUUGACAAGAUUAUGGAUCUGAUUGAGAGCGGCAAAAAGGAAGGCGCACAACUUGAAUGUGGAGGAAAGAAACUUGGAAGUAAGGGUUACUUCAUCGAGCCAACUGUAUUCUCCAAUGUCAAUGAAGACAUGAGAAUUGGGAAAGAGGAGAUAUUUGGUCCAGUACAACAGAUUAUUAAAUUUAAAACCAUGGAUGAAGUGAUUGAGAAAGCAAAUAAAACAUCAUACGGUUUAGCUGCUGCUGUGUUUACCAAAGACAUUAAUAAAGUAAUGACUUACACCAGCCGUGUCAAGGCUGGAACUAUCUGGGUAAAUUGCUAUAAUAUAUUGAGGACGACGUGUCCAUUUGGUGGCUUUAAGAAAUCAGGAAUGGGUCGAGAGCUUGGAGAAUAUGGUUUACAUCAAUACUCAGAAGUGAAAACGGUCAUCGUCAACACACCGACAAAAGUAUAGAAACUGAUCACGUUGAAGAAGACUUUGUUAUAGUGACACUAUUGUAUCUUGAAUUAGUUACCCUUAUAUAUCUAAAUAGUAAAAAUGUACAGUUGAAUCUUGGUUCCCAAUUAAACUUAUUUGAUAUAAUUUAUUAUGAGGUAAAAUAUGGGGAUCGUUAUAUAGUUGCCAGAGCACAUUGUAUCAUUUGUAUUGUGCUCAAUUUUACGAAGAAAAAAAGAUAUGACCUUAUAUGCAAAUGUCUUGAACCUUGCAAGUUUAGUGUUGAGUAAUUUAAAAAAGUUCAUAUUCACAUGAAAUCUUAAUUCUAAGUGUUACAUCAACAUUGACAAUUAAGCCUUUUAAUGGACCUAAUUUUCAAUAUAUUUUUUGCAUUCAUCGUUUAUGUGGUUUAUGGUCAAAUCUGUACAUAUAAAUUAUUGUUUUUAUUUUCAUAUUAUUAUGAAUUAAUUAUUUUAUCUUGUUACUAUGAUUAUUAAAUACUGAAAAUUUAAAUACUACAAAAAUGUGAGUACGAUUGAGUAUGUCGGAUAAGAUUUGACAUGGUAUAGUGUAUAGAAAUUAAUUUCAAAAUUUGUUUUUCUUUUCAAAUUUUCAAGGUUUUGCUUAUUAGAAUGGAUCUUUCUAUCAUUUAACUUAUAUUUAAAUAUUUAUUAGAAAUAAACGUAUUCAUUAU